Molecule: messenger RNA, 1374 nt
Organism: Trematosphaeria pertusa
Lineage: Eukaryota; Fungi; Ascomycota; Dothideomycetes; Pleosporales; Trematosphaeriaceae
Product: alpha-ketoacid dehydrogenase kinase
Exons: 6
Coding region: 1-1374 (457 amino acids)
Biological process (GO): protein phosphorylation; regulation of glucose metabolic process
Cellular component (GO): mitochondrion
Molecular function (GO): pyruvate dehydrogenase (acetyl-transferring) kinase activity
Source: RefSeq, a predicted model, not a curated record
AUGAAAUGGCCCGCAGGCACCGCUCUCGCGCGCGCAAACCCCCUUACGGGCCACGGUAGAGCUUCAAUUCAAAUCUCAUCAUGGUCGUGUUCGAGGCGCGUUCACACCAUUCCGCAAUGGCGCCCCAGCUCUGCCCUCGACGAAUGGGUCCAGCGCGAGGCCCGGCCCAUCAGCCUGCGACGCCUGACCUUCUUCGGCAGGACCCUCACCGAGUCCCGUCUCCUCGACUCCGCCAACUACUGCCGCCUCGAGCUUCCUACCAGGAUAGCCCAUCGCCUGCGAGAUAUUCAGACGCUGCCCUACGUCGUGGUCGCGAAUCCUCAUCUCGCCCAUGUCUACGAGCUAUAUCUCCGAGCCUUCGAACGCUUUCGUCGCGUCCCGGAAAUACGGUCGCUGGAGGACAAUGACCAGUACUGCAAUGUCUUGGAAGAGACGCUGAAGGAGCAUGCCACCGUGAUACCCAGGCUUGCCAUUGGCGUGCUCGAGGUGCGAGGCUCCAUGAGGCCCGAGGAGACGGACAGGUUCAUGAACACAAUGCUGAGAUCGAGAAUCUCCCGUCGCGUGAUCGCGGAGCAGCAUCUUUCCCUCACCGAGACCUUCAACUCCCCUUGGCAUUUCCCCAACGCCCAGCCCGUGCAUGACCCAAACGCUGAGGCCGUGGGCGAGAUAUUCCUGAAAUGUAAUGCGAAAGAAAUCGUCGAGCAUUGCGGUAAGACAACGCAGGAGCUCGUCAAGCGCGCCCAUGGCUCGCACCUGCACAUUCCUGAAAUCGAAAUCAAAGGACACCUCGACGCCGCCUUUCCCUACAUCCUGAGUCAUUUGGAGUAUAUCGUCGGCGAGCUUCUGCGGAACUCGAUCCAAGCCGUCAUCGAGCAACGCAAGUUCAAAGACGCCAAACCUCCGCCAAUCGAAGUCUUGAUCUGCGAGACCGCGCAGCAUGUAAUCAUCAGGAUAUCCGAUCAGGGCGGCGGCAUCCCGAAUGAAGUCCUACCGCACCUUUGGAGCUUUAGCAAGGGACCGCGUCGCGAAAAGAGGUUGCAGAAUCUGGCGCGGGUGCCGAAACUCCUGGGCACUCUGCAGGAGUUGCAGAUCCCGGGAGACAACCCACAUGAAGGCCACAAGAAGCACGGCAAGAAGCAUAAGCAUGGUGAAUCAAGCCAACAACACGGUUCUCUGUCCACCCUCACGAGCCGACCGCCGGACCUCCGCCUUGGUAUUGGCUUGCCCAUGUCUAGAGUGUAUGCCGAAUAUUGGGCUGGUAGCCUCGAAAUCCACAGCCUUGAAGGCUUUGGCGUUGAUGCUUUCUUGCAGAUCUCUAAGCUCGGCAACAAAAAUGAACGCCUAACCACACGUGCUACUAUGGACGCGAUCUAG